This is a messenger RNA of Paramormyrops kingsleyae, 2858 nucleotides long. It is a transcript of the gene slc16a12b, whose product is annotated as solute carrier family 16 member 12b. Gene Ontology annotation, molecular function: transmembrane transporter activity. Lineage: Eukaryota; Metazoa; Chordata; Actinopteri; Osteoglossiformes; Mormyridae. Gene Ontology annotation, biological process: creatine transmembrane transport. The record is from RefSeq and is a predicted model, not a curated record.
AAACGGUCAUUCGUAGCCGAUGAUGUUUUUGUUGGACUUCUAGUGUUUAUCAUACGGCCGGAUUACGUAACGCUGUGUUUACCGAAGACGCAUCAAAGACGGACUCCGGCGAUUCCCGGCUCGGCUUUCCUGCCGUGAAACAAUGUAGAAAUGGCCUUACUGCUCCAGGCAUGUGGUGGCCGACGGUGCAGCAGCUGGAUCUGAGGAAUUGCCGCGUCGUGUUGCAUUUCCCAACCGGAUGGACAGCAGUAGUAUUAGGAAACCGAAUGCAUUGAAGUGCAGGCGAAACUCUCCCUUUUCUAUACACGGGAGGUCUCUGAAAGUUAAGCCAUGUACAUGCAGUGUGGUGGUACUUUUGUAACAGUGUUAAUAUUGCAUUGAAGUGAAAGAUGGCGCUAAUCGUCGAAACUUAAACAAAAUAGCUUUCCUGGGCGCGCCGUAAGCAUGUAGGCUACGGGUCGCGGAAACCUUUACCGUAUUUGACAGGUCAGCGCAAGCCAAGUGGUUCGACAGAAAAGAAGAAACACACAUGCGAUAGGGGUUCAUUUCCAGUCAAAGGCCGGGCCGGGAGAAAGAGCAUUUGUAUGUGAUUGGGACCCGCUGGAUUUUUGAGACACUUUUCCAAAAAUAAGGCUUGAAUGGAGAGACACACACCUACGUCUGUUUUCCACCUGAGGUCCCAGGACAGUCCUCUUAAAGACAAUCUGCACCCCAAACCUCUAACAUUACAUUUCAUCCCCUAAUAACUUAUUUCAGAGGAAGGUGUUUCCAUGUCUGGCUGUCUGCAGUGAGGGGCUCCCUACUGAGUGAAAUUGAAACCCAAGGCUGGGGAGAGAUUAGAGAGGCGUGUACGCAGGCACCCAUGGCUCAGGGGGGGAGGGGGGCCGGAGCUGCCCCCCCCGACGGAGGUUGGGGCUGGAUGAUCGUGGCUGGCUGCUUCGUCGUCACCGUCUGCACCCGGGCCGUCACUAGAUGUAUCUCCAUCUUUUUUGUGGAGUUUCAGAUGCACUUUGGUCAUGACUAUGCAGGCACUGCAUGGAUUCAUUCGCUGGUGGACUGCACCACUAUGCUCUGUGCUCCGCUUGGCAGCUUCAUUGGGAACCGACUGUCCUUCCGCAUCACGGUGAUCCUGGGAGGCUUCUUGGCUUCCACCGGGCUGGUCAUGAGCUCCUUUGCCACCAGCCUUGAGUACCUUUACCUCUCCCUUGGCAUCCUGACAGGUGUUGGGUUUGCCCUUUGUUACACGCCGGCCAUCGCUAUGGUUGGCGUCUAUUUCCACGAGAGGAAGGCGUUGGCGUACGGGAUCGCCAUGUCCGGCAGCGGGAUCGGGACCUUCAUCCUGGCUCCAGCAGUGCAGCUCCUGAUAGAGCACUUCUCUUGGCGUGGGGCGCUCCUCAUCGCUGGGGGGUUUGUCUCCAACCUGUGCGUCUGCGGGGCAUUGCUGAGACCUCUCGCCUCCGCGGGGGGGGCCGAGAACGGGUCCGUGGCGGCGGAGUCCGAGGCAAGGGACAGGGCGGUGACUGCGAGAUGCUGCGAUGACCAAGAGCACCGUCGUUGCUGCUUCCGGCCCAUGCAGGAGUACCGGUUCCUGCUCAUGCCCAGUUUUGUGGUGCUGGCCACGUCUUUCCUGCUCCUUGCCAGUGGCUGCAGCCUGCCCUUCGUCUAUCUGGUGCCUUAUGCCCUCGAUGUAGGUGUCGGCCACCAGCAGGCUGCCCUACUGAUGUCCAUCCUGGGGGUCAUCGACAUUGUGGGCAAUGUCACCUUCGGCUGGCUUACUGACAGAAGGUGCCUGAGGAAGCACCGCGGUGUUUGCUACAUGCUAGCUGUCGGCUUGGAGGGCUUAUGUUGCCUCUUUGCCCCCCUGCUGCGGAGCUUCCAGCUGCUAGUGCCCUUUGCGGUGCUCUACGGUUACUUCGAUGGGGCUUACGUGGCCCUCAUUCCUGUGGUGACGUCUGAUGCCGUGGGCACGGCCCACCUCUCCUCUGCCUUGGGAGUCGUGUACUUCCUCCACGCCGUGCCGUACCUGGUCAGCCCGCCCAUCGGAGGUUGGCUCGUCGACCGAACCGGCUCUUACACGGCCACCUUCUUCCUCAGCGGCUUCGCGCUCAUCUCCAGCUCCCUGCUGCUCGGCGUGGCUGCCUUGGUCCACAGCUGCCGGGAACGCCGGAAGCACAGUGUCCACACCAACCCCAAGCUGCACAGCUUGGUCAACAGCCAUUGAUAGUUAGGACUUCCCAAGGUGGAACCGAAGCUCGCUCCUCUCCCUGGUGGUUGUAUACUGCAGUCUUUGUGUGACACCAAAAGCCUACUGUAUCUGUACAAUAAAAAUACGAAAGACAUUGUGGACCACUCCUAAUGUGUCUUCUGGCCUGCUUUUGUUGGUGGCUUCAAAGAUUCUGCUUUUCCAACCUCUGGAGAACUCUUUCAGUCAUUUGGAUGACUUUGUGACAUUCCCUCGCGUUAUCUCGAGAACAAUAUUCAAACAUGGCUUUCUCUUUGGGAGAAAUUCAUUAGGGUAUUGCGUCUCUCCACGGCAGGUUCCUCACCCAUCCGUCUAGGUCAAAGUUUUCCAGCAGAUGGCAGUAUUUGAGUAGUUUUGUUGAACAUAUACCAGCAUAUAUUAGCAAAAUGAAUUAUGAGGUAUAUGUUUAUUUUGUAGAGACUUGUGGACAAAUAGUGCUAAUCUGUAUUUCAUAUCUGGCUUUUUUUAAACAAAAAUGGGUUCAUAGUAAUAUUUUCUUGCUUACAGGUGUUUGCAGUUGCACUAAAACAUUGUGGCUACUGUAAAUAGAAGUCAAAUCUAAUAAAACAGACACUGUUGUCCAUUUUAUUUUAUGUUUUUUUGUCCAUGUGCUGAA